UUGGCUUGCUUUAGCUACAUGCAGUUGGAUGUUUCUAUUACCUUUAUAAAAUGGGAUGAGUUGCUUUGAAUAUAUACUUGAUAAUUAUUAAAGCUUCAUCUUCUUCUCUAAGACAUUAAAACGCCAUGGCUUCUUCUCAGCAAAAUGAUUCUUCAUCAAAUCAUGAAGAAGAAGCUGACAUCUUGCAAGCCAUGCAUUUGGCUUCCAUUUCAUCACUCCCUUUCACUUUGAAAGUUGUCGUCGAUCUUGGCUUGUUAGAGAUUAUAGCCAAAGCUGCCGACACUCCUCCUGGUACGGUGUCGAUUGCUGAUAUCGUCUCUAAGCUUCCCACCAAUAAUCCAAACGCCCCUUCCAUUGUUGAUCGAAUGCUCAAGCUUUUGGCUGCUCACUCCAUCUUAACGUGUAAUCAAAUCACUGGCCAAGAUGGGCUGACUCAAAGAUCAUAUGGUCUUUCAUCAGUCGGAAAAUACUUCCUUCAAAACAAAGAUGGAGUCUCCUUUGUUCCUAUGUUACGUAUCCUCCUCGAAAAAUACAUCGUCGAAUGCUGGAAAUUCUUGAAGGAUGUGACGUUGGAGGGAGGAUUCUCAUGCAAGAAAGCAUUUGGGAAACACUUAUUUGAGCUGCUAGCUGAUGAUGAUGAUAUGUCAGAAUGUUUCAAUCGACAAAUGUCAAUUGAAACCACUUUAACAAUGAACCAAGUUCUUAAAAAUUACAAAGGAUUUGAGGGUGUGAGCCAAGUGGUCGAUGUGGGAGGUGGAGUUGGUACCAACCUUAAGCUCAUUGUUUCAAAGCAUCCACAGAUUAGGGGUAUUAAUUUUGACCUACCCCAUGUCAUUAAAGAUGCAGUUCCUUGCCCAGGUAAUAUUAUAUUGGUCAAAUUCUACUAUGGAGAUAUGUUUAUGGAAAUUCCUAAAGCGGAAGUUAUUUUCUUGAAGUCGGUUCUUCAUGACUGGGGCGAUGAUCAAUGCUUGAAGUUACUCAAAGUUUGUCACGAUGCAUUGCCUAAAAAUGGUAAAAUCGUAUCGGUGGAAGCCAUAACACCAGAAGUGCCAGAGACAGACAUUUUAUCGAAAACAAUCUUGGAAAUAGACAUAGUUUUAUAUCACGUUCUUCCUGGUGCUAAAGAGAGGACCAAACAAGAGUUCGAGGCAUUGGCCAAACAAGCUGGUUUCUCUUCUUUGAAAAUUGUUUGUCGUGCUUAUAGCCAUUGGGUUAUGGAAAUUUGCAAAGCUGAUUGAUUGAUUUCAACGACUUAGAUUAAUCAAUCCUCAUCAUCUUUGCCAUUAUCGCCUUUGAAUGUUUUCUUAAAUAAUAAAAUGUUUUAUUUAUGUUUAAGGCUUAA
Messenger RNA from Gossypium raimondii (Peruvian cotton), 1342 nucleotides. RefSeq names its product caffeic acid 3-O-methyltransferase. Gene Ontology annotation, biological process: methylation. The coding region runs from base 126 to 1238 and encodes 370 amino acids. Lineage: Eukaryota; Viridiplantae; Streptophyta; Magnoliopsida; Malvales; Malvaceae. The record is from RefSeq and is a predicted model, not a curated record. Gene Ontology annotation, molecular function: protein dimerization activity; S-adenosylmethionine-dependent methyltransferase activity; O-methyltransferase activity. The transcript has 4 exons.